UUAAUCAAUGAAUUCAGCCUUUUUCGAUUAAUACAAUUUUGUAUUCAGGUUGGGUAAUGUCUUUAAGAAUAAGCUACACUUGCAUUUUUAAAAGAUGAAAUUAACAUCUUACGACUCGUUCCCGCAGCCCAUCGACAAGUAAGUAUCUACACAGGGCUGCAUGGUACAAAAGCAUAUUGAUAUUUAAAAUCACAAAACACUUGCAGCAGGUGGCUGUGAAGCUCUUUGAACCCCGCAUCAAAUACUUUAAUUGAAGGGCUUAUGUGCCCCUGGUGCAAUUACAAUAGAAUGGUGAGAUGUUAACAUAUGUUUUACAUUUUGGACACUUAGAACAUGACAACACAGAAUUUGUUAAUGCCACACCGUUACAGCAUCCUGUACCAAUAAAACUGAUUGUACAUGUAUCAUUUUAUGAACUCCAAAGCAAUUAAUUGUAGAAAUUUGUUUACACCAUCAGGAGAAGCAGAUUGAGGUCCAUUAAAUGACGUCCAUGCACACGCUAGCAAAAAAAAAUUAUGCAGACCCCACCUCAGACCAACUUGGAAAUUAUGUACCAUACGCUGCAAAGACAAGCAGCUAGUGUCACUGUUAGGACUUGUCCCCCAAGUAUUGUACCAUAUAUGCUGUUUAAAAGAUAGCAUAUAGGAAAAAUUGAAAAACAAAAGUGCAAUUCAAACAUUACAGUAAAAUAUUUGUAUAGCAUCAUGGUUGCUUUAAUCUAAGCCAAACAUUAACAAAGUUAUUUCAACAAAAUACGACUACGUUAGACAAGGAUUCACGUUUGUUAGUUUCUGUGGACAAUUUCAUUUUUUUUCAGGCAACUUAGUAGUACAGGAGCAUCUGCAGUACAAUGAACAUCUACAACUUCGUUCCCCGUAACCCAUCAAGAAACAUAAAUUACUACACAGAACCCCACGAUAUACCAAAGCAUUUUGAUAUUUAAAUUCACAAAAUAUACGCACCAGAUGGCUAUGAAGCUUUUCGGGUCAUGCAUGAAAUACUUUGAGGAAAUUAUAUUUUCCAGCAACAAUUACAUUGGAAUAAUGAGAACUUCAAAUAUGCCAUAAAUGUUGGUAUUUUUAGAACAUAAAAAAAAGAAUUUUGUUAAUGUCGCAUCUCCACCGCAUCCUGUACUGGUCUUACUGAAUGUAUUAAUUUGUAAAGUGCAAAGCAAUUAAUGUUUGGAUGUUUCUUUCAAGCUAUACCAUCGAGAGAAGCGGUUUCUAUUUAAUGAAGGCCAUCCCCUCCCUACUUGACAAAAACUAAGCAGACACCACCAAGCCAACUGGGACAUUAUUUGCCAUGCACUGAAAUGGCCACGUUUAGAAGUAAACUCUGUGAGGAGUUAGUUUUACUAUUAGAUCUUGUCUUUCAAAUUUCAGGAUCCAAAUAUCACAAGAUGUUUAUACGAAUGCAAGGUUCGCAAACCAAAGGAUUGAAUAUUUUAGAGAAUCUUUCUGGCCGACAGCCUUAAUCAUCACAUACAUAUAAAAACGAAACUGUUCCAGAAUAUUCCCCAAAUAUUUUACACCUAUAUUGCGGAUUUUCGGCAGUUGUUGCUAAUGUCCGUAUAUGUCUACGACGUACAAAUUGACCUUUUCCUGGUAAACCUUCAUGCAAUAUUAAAAAAUAUAUUUUUCAUCAUUUCAAUAUGGUUUUCCAGCAAUAACUGCUGCUGUGCACAAUAUUUGAUGAUGACGGACAUGUGAGAACUACAUCUUAAAAGAAGGUCUACGAGUAUCCCUUCAUUAUGUCACAAUUUUUGUCCACAGGGGCAACCUAUACAUCUACAUGUGUGGAACUUCAAAGGUCAAAUUUCCUUUGAUUAAAGGCACGAAUUAGUACGAACUAGUUACAUGAAUAUGCACUGAAUUCAGCUCAUACAAAAUCUGAAGUCUGAAGUCAGGCUUCCAGAGCCGUUCCGAACAACUGCAGCAGUCUAUCUGUUGAUACCCUGCCCGGGUAGUUGCUCUUAAUUGUUUUACAUGAUGCACAUUUUAACGUUUAUUUCUACGAAAUCACAUUUCGUCGCAACUCUGGAACUGUAGUUUAAACUUGGUGUACUGUACCUUUGUUAAUUGGCAACACAUUAACUACCCUCACCCCAGGGUAUAGCCUCAGCAAAAAGGCGGCUGUGGGGAGAUCGCUAACAACACCCAUCCAGUUACUGACUUGGCAGCCAAUUCUACAGUCUGCAAAAUAAUACUUUCACCACCAACCCCAAAGUAAAAGAGUCAAUCACGACAGUUUUGGAAAUGGCGCAAGAUCUACAAGAGAAUCGGCGGAGUAAGCGGCGCGGGUAUUGGUGUCUGCAAGACGGUGGUCGAAUUGGCUGGUCGGCGGUGCUCACCUUGUGGGUGACAUGGUUCACCUGGGACACCUUAAUCAAAUGUCUGGCCAUCAUGCUGCCUACUCUCACGGUACAGCUGCAAACUCGAACCUGGGUGCUCGGAUGGAUAGUCACUAUGGUGGACAGCUGUGCAGAGGGGAUGGGAACCCUUGCGUAUCCCCUGUCUAGAUGCUUUAGCUCUGGUUGUAUUCUUCUGGUAUGUGGACUUAUGGUUGGAGGUGGAAUCAUCGCUUCCUCAUUUGUCACAAGUCCGAUCCAGCUUGGUAUCAUUUUACUGAUAACCGCAAGUCUCGGCAUUAGUGUAGCCAGCAAUCUGACUCGGAAAAUGAUCGGGGCAAACUUCAGCAAGCAGUACGUGAUGGCCAACGGCUGGGCCCAGACAGGUGACUCCUUUGCGUUAAUUUGCAUCCCACCAUUUACCCAACUUUGCCUCACCACCUUCGGCUGGAGAGGCAACCUGCAGAUCAUAGGCGCUAUCUGUCUACACCUUGCCGCGUGUGGGGUCCUUUUAAAAAGAUACGAGGAACCAGUUGACGAAGGCGAGCCCGAAUCACUGCCGCUGUUGCCUUUCGCGAGGAAUCCCCCUGAUCGCACUGAGUCGAAACCGCUGGAUGAACUCAAGAGUUCGAACAUGAAGCUACUUAAAAACCACUUGUACUGGGUCACGACGUUAAUUGCUGGAGGCACCCACAUUGCCAUGUGUCUGUGGCGCAUAUACUUUGUGCCCCACGCUAUUGUCAAAGGCGUGGCUGAACAAGACGCGGCUCUGGUUGUUACCCUGGUAGGCACUGCCACCCUUGUCCUGAAAAUUCUACAUGGCCCCAUCGUGGACAGAGAUAUCAUGAGCAGUCGGACUUUGCUGAGCAUCACGUCGCUCAUCGCAACCACGGGCCUGAUAAUCGACCCAUGGAUGAAUUCCUACUGGCAGAUAGUGUUCUGCGGGAUAAUGGUUCUCCCCUUUCAGGGAAUUUCCUGUAACCUGUCUGACGUCAUAACGAAGGAGUUACUAGGAGCAAACCAACUGGUCAAUGCCUUUGGCUGUGUAGGAUUAAAAACUGCAGCAUUACGAGUUGCUAUAGGCUUCGCUCCAGAAUGUAUCGACAGUAUUGGGCGCAGCGGCUUCACGUGCGCUGGGUACAAGGAUUGA
Molecule: messenger RNA, 3497 nt
Organism: Acanthaster planci (crown-of-thorns starfish)
Lineage: Eukaryota; Metazoa; Echinodermata; Asteroidea; Valvatida; Acanthasteridae
Product: monocarboxylate transporter 12-like
Biological process (GO): transmembrane transport
Molecular function (GO): monocarboxylic acid transmembrane transporter activity
Source: RefSeq, a predicted model, not a curated record